UCCUUGUUGUUGUUGUGACCGACAAACAGUCAAUCGUUCAUUUAUUUAUAUUUGUACUCCGAAAUAAACAAAAGAUUGUUUAAUUUCACUUUGGCGAUGGCGAGUUUGGAUGAAAAGUGGAAAGCUGUGGACAACUUUGAGUCUAUUGUGGUAGAUCGUGAAAGAGAUGUUGUUCGAGUGACAAAAGAAUUGUAUGAUCUUCAUAAAGGCCGAAAGCAACUCAGGGGUGUAACAAGUAGUUGCAACUAUCGCUUGACCAUACCAUUCGCCCCUCACAUCUUCGGCUCAGGCAAAACGACCUUUGCCCGAACCUAUUUGGAGUUGGUGCAAAGGUUUGGUGAAACUUCCCUGUCGAAGUUUGCUUCAGACCCUUCGAGAAGAACCUUUUUGGAGAAGCUGAAAAGGGCUUCGAUUGCUCUUUGUGGAUUUGAGGAAGUUGGAGCCCACAGAACCGAAAGAACGAAACCUAAAGUGGGCAAACCCGACAACCUAGUUCAAAAAAUACGAGAAAUACUAAACAUUCCUUCUGAUCAAUAUCUUUUGUUGGCAUUUGACGAAGUUGGUGUGUUGGAUACAAAGGGAACCCUUUUUGAACUGGAGAAGAAUGACAAAGGUGUGGUUCGACCUUACAACGACUUUUUCGGUAUCAUUAGUCAAUUGUGCAAAGAACCCGACUUGUUUUUUAUAGUUGUUGGGAAAAGCAAGGGUUUAAGUAUUAAGAAUGAUGUGGCUUUUGGGCUAUCAAGAGUUAUAUUACAUUUUAUCCCUUUAUCACCUUUGGACGCUUCCAGUAUCGUUGAAUUCCUUGAAAAGACUCUUCUUGAAACACCUACUCAAGAACCGGUUUGUAAUGUCUUAUGUAGUUCUUCAUUUUCAGUAAAUGAAUUGGCAGAUUCGUUAUUGGAAUGUACAGGUGGAGUUCCUGGUUUGUUGACUCGUGCAGUGAAUAUGCUUUUGAAUUAUGUGGAAAUGAGAAAUAAGCCUUUUAUAUCGAAAGAAGAAUGUUUGACUUGUAUGAAUGACUACGAUUUCCGAAUAAUUUGUGCUGAACCAUUUAUGGAACGAAUAUUGAAUUUGGACGAAGAUAGAAAAAGUGUUUUUGAUUUACUUUUGAUGAUGGCUCUUUAUCGUAUACCGUUUCAAGUAGAUGAUAGAUUGACCUCGGAGUCCUUUUUAUAUGAUGCAGUCACUGAAAUGGGAUUAUAUCGAUAUCCUAUUGACGAAAAUACUUUUCAAGUCCUAAUUCCGAAAGUAUUUGUUGUAAUCUUCAAGAACGACCCUUCCAUAUCUUCUUUGGAAAAGAUACUUCUUGGAUCACUCGAUGUCGAACCAGUAGAUUGUUUCUUCUAUUCAAAGUGUCGUGUAUUUGAAGGAAUUGUUGCUUUACGACUAGUUUUGAUGUUGUCUUCAAAGAAUCGAAAUGAGUUGAGGGAAUUGUUGUGUCAAAUGUCUCCGAUAUGGAAACAAAUGAAACUUCCAAUCAGUACAAUAUCACCUAUUCACUAUAUCAAGUCUGUUGUUAGUUCUAGAGAAACAAGAAAUGAAUCGAACAAGAGUCGAAGAACUUUUGCCAGUACUGAAUGGAAUAAGAUUAUUCGAGAGACACUUUAUUUAGAGACUGUUUACAUUCCAGUGGACGCUACUUCUCAUAGUCCUGAUAUUAUAUUCAAAUUACAAUCUCCUGUGGAACCCAAAGUUCUUACUGUUGGAGUUGCUUGUAAAGGACGCUGGAAGUCGGAAGGAAUUGGCUGGUCAGAUAUUAUAGAUGAAGCCAAGAAAUUUUUAGAUCCUGUUUAUGAUCAAGUCUUAUCCAGUGCAAUGGAUUAUCAUCAUGGUAUGCUUAUUAUCGUUAGUACAAAGUUAUCAUGAAUGUAACGA
Molecule: messenger RNA, 1878 nt
Organism: Galdieria sulphuraria
Lineage: Eukaryota; Rhodophyta; Bangiophyceae; Galdieriales; Galdieriaceae
Product: archaeal ATPase
Exons: 2
Coding region: 97-1869 (590 amino acids)
Source: RefSeq, a predicted model, not a curated record